Messenger RNA from Pyrenophora tritici-repentis Pt-1C-BFP, 426 nucleotides. The record is from RefSeq and is a predicted model, not a curated record. NCBI's taxonomy places the organism in Eukaryota, Fungi, Ascomycota, Dothideomycetes, Pleosporales, Pleosporaceae.
AUGAGCAGUCACGCAGCGAACUACGGUCUUGCGGCCCCAUUUCAUACGAUCGCUCUCUUUGGGGCGAACGGACAGCACAUUUUGCACGCAUUGGUGUCUUCCAAGCGACCUGGUCAUGAGUUCACGGUCGUCGCAUUUAUUCAGCCUGGCACACGGCUCCAAGAUCAGAAUAACGUGGUAAUCAAGACUUUCGAUGUGGAAAAGGCAACCCGUGGGGAACUAUCCAAGGAUCUCAAAGGCGUAGAUGUGAUAGUCAGCGCGUUGAAUGGUCCUGCAUUGGAAGGCCAAGCCAUGAUCCAAGACGCUGCUGCGGAUGCAGGCGUGAAGCGUUUCUAUCCUAGCGAAUAUGGCUUCCACCAGAUUUACCGCAAGCCCAACGACCCCAUGGGCUAUAUCCACCCGGCAUGGAACAUGAAAGCAAAAUAA